AUGGCCGAAUACGACUUAUCGAAGACCAUUAUUCCAUAUCUCGACAGACAUCUGUCCUUUCCUCUCUUAGCCCAUCUUGCAGAAAUUACCUUAUUUCCAGCGGAACAAGUCCAACUCGCCCAAUAUGAAUUAGCCAAGGGCACCAACAUGUUCGACUAUGCUGUGUCACUAUUCCGGCAGAUUUAUCCAGGAAAAGAGAUCCCUUCAGAGUUCGAUGAAAAGCGAACCAAUGCUGUUUCUACCAACGAGAGGUUGCAACAAGAGGCUCAGGCCGUAUUGGAUGUUAUCGAAAACCCUGAUGUAGCACAGGCUUUGCGACAGGACAAGAAUCAGAACUUGCAGUACCUAAAGGACAACUACAACCUCACCUUGGAACAAAUCACUGCAUUGUACAACUUUGGCCAGUUCCAGUACUCAUACGGAAACUACAGCGGUGCUGCAGACUACCUAUAUCACUUCCGUGUGCUCUCCACCGACAAUGACCUUAACACAUCAGCGCACUGGGGCAAGCUUGCCUCGGAUAUCCUCACCGGUCGAUGGGACGUUGCUCUCGAAGAACUCAACACCCUGCGUGAUGCUAUCGAUUCACGAAGCCCCGCAUCGCUCCUUAACAUACCCGAACCAGCUCUCGGGCAGUUGCACUCUCGUACAUGGCUCGCUCACUGGUCACUCUUCGUGUAUUUCAACCACCCAGAAGGCCGAACUCUUCUUCUCGAAACAUUCCUCUCACCCACUUACCUCAACACCAUUCAAACGUCGUGUCCAUGGAUCUUGCGCUAUCUCGCCGCUGCCGCCAUCCUUUCGCGCAAGGCCGCAGCCGGUGUAGCUGUCGGUGGAGCUGCGGCUACACCGCUGUCAUCCCGUGUUCGUCAUGCCAUCAGGGAGGUAGUGAAGGUCAUUCAGACUGAGGAGUACCAGUACAACGACCCAGUAACUUCUUUCCUCAAGGAAUUGUAUAUCGAGUUCGACUUUGAGGCUGCGCAGCGGGAAUUGACGCUGGCUGAGGAGGUUGUUGGAAACGAUUUCUUCUUGAACGAAUUCAAGGAAGAAUUCUUGGAUAAUGCCCGAUAUCUUAUCAGCGAGGCUUAUUGCAGAAUUCACCAAAAGAUUGACAUUGCUAAUCUCUCUGAACGCCUUAACCUGUCACAGGAGGAGGGUGAAAAGUGGAUCGUCAACCUCAUCCGAGAGACACGCAUGGGUGCUGACGCCAAAAUCGAUUUGGAGAAGAAUGUUAUCGAGAUCAACCGUCCAGCUCUGCCCGUGUAUCAAUCCGUCAUUGAAAAGACUCGCCAGCUCGCCGUGCGCACGCAGGCCCUGGGCGUCACCAUUACCCGCGCCGGCCAACAGGCCCAGCAGCAGCCCAAGCAGGAUACCAGAGAGCAGGUUCCUGUUGCUUGA
Psilocybe cubensis is the source of this 1398-nucleotide messenger RNA. RefSeq lists its product as uncharacterized. Gene Ontology annotation, biological process: translational initiation. Bases 1 to 1398 code for a protein of 465 amino acids. The transcript has 5 exons. The record is from RefSeq and is a predicted model, not a curated record. NCBI's taxonomy places the organism in Eukaryota, Fungi, Basidiomycota, Agaricomycetes, Agaricales, Agrocybaceae. Gene Ontology annotation, cellular component: eukaryotic translation initiation factor 3 complex; nucleus; cytoplasm. Gene Ontology annotation, molecular function: translation initiation factor activity.